UAUGCACCCAAGACCUGCCUCCAUCAAGCGCCAUGUGUUCUCUUUCGCCUUGGAAGUUGGACCGUGCUCUUUUUUUGGCAGCGAAGGAAGAAGUAGAAAAACUGAAACCGAUCCUUCAAGAACCCAAAACUCUCUUAUGAUCAAAUCACCAAAAUGACUUCUCUUGCUUCACGUUUGAUCCAAUCAAGAACUUCCCUCUCCAAAUUAUAUACAAUUGCUGCAUCAAGAAAUGGGAGAUAUCUAUCAACUGAUUCUAACAAGGUUGAUGAACCCUUUAAAGUUGAGGAGGCUGAGACAGUGAAUGUACCUCCACCCUCGACAGAGAAGUUGCUUGUAUUGGGUGGAAAUGGAUUUGUUGGUUCUCAUAUCUGCAAAGAAGCUGUAGACCGUGGCUUAACUGUUGCUAGCCUGAGCAGGUCUGGUAGGCCAUCGAUACAUGAUUCAUGGGUUAACAAUGUGAUUUGGCAUCAAGGAAGCCUACUCUCAUCUUAUUCAUGGACGGAAGCUCUAAAUGGGGUCACCUCUGUUAUUUCUUGUGUAGGUGGUUUUGGCUCACAGUCUUAUAUGUAUAAGAUUAAUGGAACUGCAAAUAUUAAUGCAAUUAGAGCUGCUUCAGAAAAAGGUGUUAAAAGAUUUGUUUACAUCUCUUCUGCCGACUUUGGCUUGGCCAAUUACUUGCUGCAAGGAUAUUACGAGGGAAAGAAAGCUGCUGAAACAGAGUUAUUGACCAAGUUUGCAUACGGAGGAGUGAUUCUCAGGCCUGGGUUUAUUUACGGAACUCGCAAUGUUGGAAGUGUUAAGUUACCUCUAGGUGUGAUUGGUUCUCCAUUGGAGAUGGUUCUUCAACAUGCAAAACCACUCAAACAGCUUCCCCUUGUUGGGCCCUUGUUCACUCCCCCUGUCAAUGUUACUGCUGUGGCAAAAGUUGCAGUAAGGGCAGCAACUGAUCCAGUUUUCCCUCCAGGCAUCAUAGACGUUUACGGAAUACAGCGGUAUAGCCAGCAAGGGGCAGCAUAGAUUUGUUGAUCUCUCUCUCUCUCGUAUUUACCCACCAAAUAUAGAGUCCGUUCAUGAAUAUGAAGAUUUCAUUUGUUUUCUUCUUUGUAAAUUCUCAAGAUGUUUGCUGUUGGACUUGUAAUAUUUGGUGAACCGGAAACGAAGCAAGAAACGGUUCCAUUAACAUAUCUGAUGAAAUAAAAUCUAAAAUCACAGAAUAAUGUCAUUAA
Messenger RNA from Populus nigra (black poplar), 1226 nucleotides. RefSeq lists its product as uncharacterized. Gene Ontology annotation, molecular function: protein-containing complex binding. Lineage: Eukaryota; Viridiplantae; Streptophyta; Magnoliopsida; Malpighiales; Salicaceae. Bases 154 to 1017 code for a protein of 287 amino acids. The record is from RefSeq and is a predicted model, not a curated record. Gene Ontology annotation, cellular component: mitochondrion. The transcript has 10 exons.